Serpula lacrymans var. lacrymans S7.9 is the source of this 644-nucleotide messenger RNA. RefSeq lists its product as uncharacterized. Lineage: Eukaryota; Fungi; Basidiomycota; Agaricomycetes; Boletales; Serpulaceae. Bases 27 to 245 code for a protein of 72 amino acids. The transcript has 3 exons. The record is from RefSeq and is a predicted model, not a curated record.
GCUGAGAAGUUUCGUUCAUCCUCAUCAUGACUUCAAGUGAUUUCUUAACCCAGCUUCCUCCACCAAACCGCACACUUUAUACACUCCAGCUCUGCCAAAGCGUCGUGCAGAACGGAGUCAGUAGCUGCGCUUUCACGUGCGGGCAUUCUGUCAUGGGCCAUCUUACGCUUUACCCUGCACAACGCAAAGUCGUCGUCCACCAGAUCUCACCCUUGGAUAUAUCACACUGCCGUUCGUCAUAUUAGGUUUUCACCCGAGUGAGUGGUCCUGUUUGAAAAUCCACUCUUCAGCGACAAUGCCUCAGAAAAUGCCUCCCCCUUGGCUUAAGCAAGGGAGAAUAUAGGAUCCGUCCGUGUCACACAACAUUUCUAGAAGCGACACCUUUUUCAGAUUCACGCCAGCUUAAAUUUCACUCGAUGUUCACUCGAUAAAUGCCAUGUUGAUAAAUUGGAUCUAUGCUAUAGACAUCGCUGUCAGACGGGGAAAUGCUGCCGUCCCAAGAUACAAUCCCGUCUCGGGCCACCAACGUUGCUUCUACGGCCCCACAUAUUCUGCGUAGAAAGCACAACAUAUUCUGUAUGGAAAGCACAGGAUGGACCAAGCAGGUGUGACAUGCAAGCUACCUGAACUAAAAAAAAAACCAC